AUGAGGUCAUCAACUAUAUGCAUGCCUGGCUCUAUCCCCCCUGAUUCAAAUCUCCAAAAUGGAAAUCAUGCACCGAAAAACGAUUCGUCUUUGGAUCAAAUAGGAGAACUCAAUAGGCUACGUAAUGUUACUUUGGGAAAAACUGUCGGAUUGUAUAGAUUGCGGGGAGAUCUUGGAUCUGGAAAUUUUUCAAGAGUUAAGAUGGCCAUCCAUCAUCCGACAAACGAACGAGUUGCCAUUAAAAUUUUGGAUAAAACGAAGUUAGAUGAAAAGACGCGUAGAAUGCUGGCCCAAGAAAUAGCUACUAUGGAAGGUAUUUGCCAUCCGCAUGUGAUAAGGCUGUUCGAGGUCGUAGAAACAUAUGCUCAAAUUUACCUAGUCACCGAAUAUGCGUCAGGUGGCGAACUGUUCGAAAAGAUCUCAGUCCAAGGCAGAUUUAAGGAAGAAGAAGCAAAGCCGUUAUUUGUACAGAUUUUAUCUGCAGUGAAAUAUAUGCAUACCUUGGGCUUUAUCCACAGGGAUAUUAAGGCGGAAAAUGUCUUUUUCGCAGGACCGGGUUUGAUCAAAUUAGGAGAUUUUGGGUUCAGUACACAUCUCACCCAAGGGCCUGAUCAAGUUUUGAGGACAUUUUGCGGUAGUCCCCCUUACGCAGCGCCAGAAUUAUUCAGAGAUGAAUCUUACUUAGGGCCCUAUGUGGAUAUUUGGGCUCUCGGCGUACUGCUCUAUCUGGUAGUUACUGGAACCAUGCCUUUUCGAUCUCGCACUGUUCCUGGUCUGAAAACUCUUAUCCUCGAAGGAAAAUUUGUUACGCCAGAGCACGUCAGCCUGUCCUGCCAAUCGCUAAUCUAUGGUACGUUGUGUCAAAUACCUCUAGAAAGACUGACCAUCGAUCAAAUGUUGGAGAGCGAGUGGCUCAAAGGUACGACCGUGCCGAUGCAAGUGCCAUUGCAAGAUUGCCUGACAUUACCGACAAUUGCAACAGAUUCAAACCAGAUACCUGGAAUUGAACGUGUGGCGCGGCUAAUGUUGGAAAAAAUGGGAAUCGACGAGGCAUCGUUGGCGUCACAUGUGGACAAAGGAUCACGAUCGAGUGUAAUUGGUACAUACCGAGUACUCAUGCACAAGCUAACCAAACCUCCACGAAGUACGGUUCAAUCUGAAACAGGUUGUCGCCAUAGCUGCAGUCCAACUGCUACGGCACCAUCUUCAAAUUCAAAGAAAGGACUUAAAUCUAAGACGUGUUCUAUACUAUGAUUAUUGCUGUAGCUCUGGUAUCAACUACGGAUAAUCUUCUUGAAACGUUGAAAUGCCAUGUGCGGACAGUCAAGGUAUGCAACUUUAUUUGCAUCCCGCCCAUUGCGUUUGUAUUAUGAAAGGACAUGUAUUUUGAAUUGUAACAUACUCACUCUCUAGUCGGAAAGAAGUAGAAAAUUAGAGAAACGGACAAUGUUGAGGUUCAAAAAAUUUUAUCUUUGCAUCGCUUUUGGGGUACGUAAAGCUUGUCAUGAUUUUUAUAUCUUAUACCAAAAAAUUACGUGAGCGCGUAACGUGUACGCGACCACCUGGUCUCCAUACAUUCUCUCCGACCCCCUUCUUUUAUGGAUUGUCCUCGUACUGUUCUUAUUAUUAAUCAUUGUAUACAUGAAUUAACAGUUGCAAUUAGGCAUCGGAGAACAGAAAAAAUUACUGAUGACUUUUCAGCGUUUCGUUUCAAAAAUUAGGUACUACAUAAAGAUAAAAUUGUGACAAGCAGCGUCGGUAGCUUGAUAAGCUCUACUGUAUUUCAUAUCAUUGGAUAUCAGUAAAAUGGGCAAUUGGAUAAAAUAUGCUCACGAAAUUAUAGAAAAAGUUCACUUGUAUGUAAGUGUUUUCAUUGUAAACAGUGUACAAAAAAAAAAUGACGGUUAAUAUACUAAGUAUGUUGUGCCAGCUUGUGCUGACAAUGGAUGUCGUAUGAAAAAUUUGACUUUUACCAUGGUUUAUGUCAAAUAAUAAAUAAAAAUAAUAAGAAUGGUUAA
Athalia rosae (coleseed sawfly) is the source of this 2018-nucleotide messenger RNA. Its product is annotated as serine/threonine-protein kinase NIM1. Gene Ontology annotation, biological process: microtubule cytoskeleton organization; intracellular signal transduction; protein phosphorylation. NCBI's taxonomy places the organism in Eukaryota, Metazoa, Arthropoda, Insecta, Hymenoptera, Athaliidae. The coding region runs from base 1 to 1254 and encodes 417 amino acids. The transcript has 6 exons. Gene Ontology annotation, molecular function: protein serine/threonine kinase activity; ATP binding; tau-protein kinase activity. The record is from RefSeq and is a predicted model, not a curated record. Gene Ontology annotation, cellular component: cytoplasm.